Naumovozyma dairenensis CBS 421 is the source of this 201-nucleotide messenger RNA. RefSeq names its product F1F0 ATP synthase subunit k (gene ATP19). The record is from RefSeq and is a predicted model, not a curated record. Lineage: Eukaryota; Fungi; Ascomycota; Saccharomycetes; Saccharomycetales; Saccharomycetaceae. The transcript has a single exon. Bases 1 to 201 code for a protein of 66 amino acids. Gene Ontology annotation, biological process: proton motive force-driven ATP synthesis.
AUGGGUUCAGCGUAUCAAAUUAUGGGUAGGUCAGUUCCAUCGCACUAUCUCGCCAUGGGGACAAUAGGCCUAGUCUCUCUUUGUAUUCUUCCAAGUCUUGUUGGUGGGAAGAAGGAAAAGGUUGCUUCGAUCAAUGCCAUUUCUGAUGACGAAGAUGCAUUUGUUAGGAAAUAUCUACAAGAACAUAAAACUAAAGUUUAA